CCCUAAUUCCAAUCCCUUGCGCCACUCCUCCUUUCUUUCUGAAGCAGCUGCCUCAAAGCGAGACAUACCCAGAACCAGGAAAUGACGACCCGUUUCAAGAAGCACCGGAAGAAGAGAGGCCACGUGAGCGCGGGCCAUGGUCGUAUCGGCAAGCACAGGAAGCAUCCCGGAGGUCGCGGUAACGCCGGAGGCAUGCAUCACCAUCGGAUCCUCUUCGACAAGUACCAUCCGGGUUACUUUGGUAAGGUCGGUAUGCGUUACUUCCACAAGCUUCGCAACAAGUUCUACUGCCCCAUCGUCAACAUCGACAAGCUUUGGUCUAUGGUCCCUCAAGAUGUUAAAGACAAGGCCAAGUGUUCCAAGGACUCUGCCCCUUUGAUCGAUGUUACCCAGUUCGGUUACUUUAAGGUUUUGGGUAAGGGUGUUUUGCCUGAGAAUCAGCCUAUUGUUGUCAAAGCCAAGCUUGUUUCUAAGACUGCUGAGAAGAAGAUUAAGGAGGCUGGUGGGGCUGUUGUGCUUACUGCUUAGGCUUUUUGAAUAAUUUUUGAAGAUGUUUUAGGGUGGACUCGUAGUUAUUUUUUUCACUCUUAAUGUUAUUAUUAGUACUUAAGUGUCAUUUCGUUUUGAGUUUUGAUUUGCAAUGAACUUGUUUACUGAUAUAUGGAUCCAUUUCCUUUUUUGUUAUUCAGCAUCAUGAUGCAUUUUCAUUUA
Messenger RNA from Theobroma cacao (cacao), 711 nucleotides. NCBI's taxonomy places the organism in Eukaryota, Viridiplantae, Streptophyta, Magnoliopsida, Malvales, Malvaceae. The record is from RefSeq and is a predicted model, not a curated record.